UCACAUCAUCCUUGACGAUUUUUAACUGACGCCAUUUUGUUUUUCAUUGCGACCGCGUUGUGAUGUGCUCGUGUGAUUUGUAUUCAAAGAAUCUUGGUUUAUAUUUAGAUUGAUUGUGUGUUAAUUCAUUAUACUUUUGUUGUUUAUUUUAAAUACGAAUACUCAUCAUGUCUGAUCGUGAGAGGAGCCGCUCGAGGACCCGCAACGGUUCACGGGAGCCGGCUCCAAAGGCUGCAGCCAUGUCGCGCGGUCAUAGCCGAAGCCGGUCACGCACGCCGCCCCCGCCAAAAGCUUCCAGCAGAAAAUAUAGAAGCCCAACUCGUUCCCGCUCUGGAUCUCCGCGGCGCGGCUAUCGCGGUUCGCGCUACUCGCGCAGCCGCUCGCGUUCCUAUUCUCCUCGUGGCUCCUACCGCCGAUCCCAUAGCCAUAGCCCUAUGUCGUCUCGUAGACGGCAUCUUGGUGAUCGGGUGAGGCUUUUGGAAAAUCCGACUCCAUCACGCUGCCUCGGAGUUUUUGGUUUGAGUCUCUACACAACUGAACAGCAGAUUCACCACAUUUUCUCAAAAUAUGGUCCGGUUGACAAAGUUCAAGUUGUCAUAGAUGCUAAGACUGGUCGUUCGAGAGGCUUUUGCUUUGUGUACUUCGAGUCUCAGGACGACGCUAAGGUGGCAAAGAAUGAAUGCACGGGCAUGGAGAUCGACGGGCGUCGCAUCCGCGUCGACUACUCCAUCACGCAGCGUGCUCACACGCCGACGCCCGGCAUCUACAUGGGGAAGCCCACGCAUGUGAGAGGCGAUAAUGGCUACGACAGGCGCCGAGACAGAGACAGCGACUACUACUACCGCGGCAGCUACCGCGAGCGCGAGCGCGACUACUACGCGCGCUACCGCCACCGCUCCCCGUCGCCGCACUACCGCCGGCGCCGCUACGAGCGUGAGCGCUCCUACUCGCCGCGUAUUGAAACAAGAAGUAAAGGAUGAAGUUCCUUGAAAAAACUAACUGUGUUGAAGUUUUGAAAAUGUUUGAUUGAAAUGAAAAGCUCUUUCGAAAUGGUCGCUGAUCCCGGACCGGCCGGUCGCCGAAAAGAAAGUGUCGGCGCCGGAACGAAGGCGCGAAUGUAGCUCGGUCGCGAAAAGAAUAUGAUCGACACGUUUGUAGUUCCGAAGCUCAAGCUCGCAAGACGCAAGACGGAAGUCGCACGCGCACGCGCACUGAUCAUAUUCUUAUCACACCACUUAAAACCAAACCGAUCCUAACACGUUACAGUAUUCUGGUACAGAUUAUAUAUAUGGUGAUCCUUAUGCAUUUUAUCCGAUGGUAUAUAUCUAUGUCUAUUGAUAUUAGUCUGGUAACACAGUAAUUUUAGUUGUAGACCUGUUUUGUGAGCGACUUGUUAAUAAAUUGAUAGUUUUCUAAUGUCA
Messenger RNA from Vanessa atalanta (red admiral), 1421 nucleotides. RefSeq names its product transformer-2 protein homolog alpha (gene Tra2). The coding region runs from base 168 to 980 and encodes 270 amino acids. Gene Ontology annotation, molecular function: RNA binding. Gene Ontology annotation, cellular component: spliceosomal complex. The record is from RefSeq and is a predicted model, not a curated record. Gene Ontology annotation, biological process: positive regulation of mRNA splicing, via spliceosome. NCBI's taxonomy places the organism in Eukaryota, Metazoa, Arthropoda, Insecta, Lepidoptera, Nymphalidae. The transcript has 8 exons.